Messenger RNA from Tribolium madens (black flour beetle), 1517 nucleotides. RefSeq names its product cytochrome P450 315a1, mitochondrial (gene sad). Gene Ontology annotation, molecular function: monooxygenase activity; iron ion binding; heme binding. NCBI's taxonomy places the organism in Eukaryota, Metazoa, Arthropoda, Insecta, Coleoptera, Tenebrionidae. The transcript has 2 exons. Bases 138 to 1517 code for a protein of 459 amino acids. The record is from RefSeq and is a predicted model, not a curated record.
UUGAAUGAAAUUACAGCGUGUCUCGAGCACGCCUAAUCCACUACACAACACCUAGAGCUGAUAGUGAAAAAUGCCGUUAUUUGCUUAUAUCUACGACCGGUCGCAGGUCACAACAGUGCUGUCGUAGAGCCGGAACGAUGCUCUUCCGUCGUGUUCUCGCCCAACUCACACGCCCCAAGAGUUCGCUCGUGAGCGCUAACACAGUCCUCCAUUUCGAAGACAUUCCGUCGCCGAAGGGUCUCCCCCUUGUGGGCACCACCUUCUCCCUCAUCGCCCAUGGCUCGACCCCAAAGCUGCACGACUACGUGGACCACAGACACAAGCAAUUGGGGCCCAUCUUCAAGGAGAAACUAGGCCCUGUGAGUGCGGUUUUUGUCUCAGAUCCGGAUGAAAUUAGGGCGGUUUUCGGCCAUGAGGGGAAGUAUCCCAUGCAUGUGUUACCAGACGCGUGGGUGGCGUAUAAUCAAAUGUAUGGGUGUCCCAGAGGACUCUUCUUCAUGGAUGGACCCAACUGGUGGCACCACAGGAGGAUCAUGAAUCGGAUGCUCUUGAAAGGGGAUUUUAAGUGGAUCGAGGAGGCGUGUGAGUGUGUAAGUGAUAAACUUAUCAAAAGUUUGAUGGGUGAGAGUGACUAUUGUGGGAAUUUAGAGGCGACUUUGUACAAGUGGUCUUUGGACGUUAUCGUCUCAAUUUUGUUAGGGAGUGAUAGUUAUAAUCAACUGUGUGAGGAGUUGGAACCAAAAGUAGAAAAAUUGGCUCAAGUGACACACUUGGUGUUUCAAACCAGUGCCAAAUUGGCCCUAAUUCCGGCCUCAUUUGCUUCCAAAUUUAAAAUACCUCAGUGGAGACGUUUUGUCGAAUCAGUGGACAAUGCUUUGACUCAAGCCAACUCGCUUGUGGACACACUUAUCGAAAAAAAACCUCAAAGUAGUGGCCUCCUCCCUAAACUCCUCAACGAAAAAAUCACACUCGACGACAUCAAAAGAAUUAUCGUAGAUUUAGUGUUAGCAGCCGGUGACACGACCGCUGUCGGAAUGGAAUGGAUGCUCUACCUCGUAGCUAAAAACCCUCAAAUCCAGGAAAAAUUACGCCAAAAGCCCGAUUAUGUGAAACACGUUUUUAAGGAGACUUUGCGACUUUAUCCCGUUGCCCCUUUCCUUACAAGAAUUCUACCUGAGGAUGCCAUUUUAGGCGGUUAUGGGGUGCCGAAAGGCACCCUUGUUGUCAUGUCGAUUUAUACAAGUGGCCGUGACGAGCGAUAUUUCAAAAACCCGAGUCAUUUUCAGCCGGAAAGGUGGGAUCGCAAGGAUGAAUUUUACAACAGUGACAUGCAGAAAGCAAGUUUGCCUUUUGCGAUGGGCUUGAGGGCUUGUGUAGGACGAAAAGUGGCAGAGACUCAAUUGCAAAUGACACUUUUGAAGAUUGUUAAUAAGUUUGAAGUCGAGUUGGGAAAUAAGAGGGAGAUUGAGAUUGUUUUGAAAAUGGUGGCGGUUCCCCUACUAGAAUUAAAAAAAUAG